Molecule: messenger RNA, 1008 nt
Organism: Ornithodoros turicata
Lineage: Eukaryota; Metazoa; Arthropoda; Arachnida; Ixodida; Argasidae
Exons: 2
Coding region: 142-1008 (288 amino acids)
Source: RefSeq, a predicted model, not a curated record
UUUGACAAAGCAACCGUCUGCAAUGUGUUCCUCGUCGCUAAAGUGGUGUACCUCCUGGAAGUGCUUCAGUGUAGUAGAAAAAAAGUGCAGGAGCUUCAUCGAAUAUUUGCUACGGUUAUCUGGGAAUCAACUUUUGAGCCCAUGAGGAGAGAAAACAUCUUCAAGAGACUGAAAGACGGUGGACUCGGCCUGCAGCACCUUUUCUUGAAACAACUUGUGAUGAGGCUAAUGUUCUUCAGAGGGUCCGGACACCCACUGCUAGAACAGAUGAAGCAAUAUAUGGGGUACAACCCAGAACAGAUGAAGCAAUAUAUGGGGUAUAACUACCUACCAACGUUCACCAUGGCGACACACUGUAAAUUGAUCAAACUGAGUGGUUUUUAUAGAGAGGUUGUGGACAGUAUAAACUUCUUAAGCCUGCGCUUCUCGCGUGAAUACAUCGUCACAGUGUCCAAGAGAAAACUGUAUGCGGACUUAACAGACGUGUUAUUCCCAGUCCCACUGUACCGGCAAAUACCCAGUGACUGGCCAGGUGGAGACAUUCUACAACGGGUGAAGAAAAUGCCAAUUAGGUCAAAGUUAAAGACAUUUUACUUUAAGUUGCAUUCAAAUACCCUGCCUGUAAAGGAGUGGUUGGCAAAGAAGGGUUUCUUCGUUCCUUGGAGUACGCACUGUAGGUUCUGUAAGGUGCCAGAAACGAUAGAUCAUGUGUUCGUUGAUUGUACGGAAGCCCAGUUCUUUUGGGAUGAUCUUGGUAAGAGGAUCGGCAAGGAUCUCAGAAUCAACCCGCACACAAUUCGGUUUUUGCCGUUACACUCCGAAGAAACUAUGCGCUGUGACAUUAUUUGUGUAGUUGGUUUGUUUUCCUUGUGGAAACUCCGCAUGCUAGACAGGAACGAGGAACCACUGACCCCACCCAUGCUUUUAUUUCAACAAGAGAUGUUGCACAUGAAAAAUGCUCUGAGUUUCAGCCAAACAGUACCAGAAUGGCUACGACAGUGCCUCUAA